CCGGAUGUUGUUCUUUCUCGUUGGACUCACGUGGCCCUCACUUUAAACAGUUGUGUACUUUCCUGGUUAAAAAAUGGAAAACAAAAAAUAAAGAAAGGACAAGAGAGAACAAAACGCAUGUUCGGGCAUCUCGUAUUCACGACGAAGAAACCUCAUGAAAUAAUUACAAUCUAGUACUUUCUUGGUAAGAUGUAACACAUCCGUUUGUUAUCUAGCAAGCCAACUUUCGGACAAUGCAAGGAUUCAUCGACUGCCACUGUCACCUGUCAGCUCCAGAAUUUCAACAUGAUAUUGAAGAUGUUUUACAAAGAGCCCAAAAGGAAGGAAUAUUUGCUUUGCUUGCUGUUGCAGAGCACGCUGGAGAAUUUGAAAGGAUAAUAGAGCUUUCAAAAAGAUUUCCUGGUUUUGUCCUGCCCUGUUUAGGGGUUCACCCAGUUCAGGGUGUCUUACCUGAAGAUCAAAGAAGUGCCACGCUAGAGGACUUGGAUGCUGCAAGUCCCCUUAUACAAAAAUAUGCAGGUCACUUGGUAGCCAUUGGGGAGGUGGGACUGGAUUUCACUCCUCGAUUUGCUGGCACUGAUUCCCAAAAAGACGCACAGCGGCAGGUUUUGAUUCACCAGAUUGAAAUUGCUAAAUGCUACGAUUUACCUUUAAAUGUGCAUUCAAGAUCUGCUGGGAGGCCCACUAUAAAUCUUUUAAAGGAGAAAGGUGCAGAGAAAGUUUUGCUGCAUGCUUUUGACGGGAAGCCUUCUGUGGCUCUGGAAGGAGUGAAAGCUGGCUACUACUUCUCUAUCCCUCCAUCAAUUAUUAGAAGUGAACAGAAGCAAAAACUAGUCAAACAACUGCCAUUGGAGUCCUUGUGCCUUGAAACGGAUUCACCAGCACUUGGUCCUGAAAAACAGGUACGGAAUGAGCCACACAACAUUACUAUCUCUGCGAAAUAUAUUGCAGAUGUAAAAGGGGUCUCGCUGGAAAAAGUGAUGGAAAUGACAACACAGAAUGCAUUAAAACUUUUCCCAAAGAUUCAAAAACUUGUACAUCUAUAAAUGGAAAGCCAUUGGUUUAGGACACUCUUGACAUGAAAACUAUCUGUGCAAACCCUGUAAAUACAUUGGAAAAGAAAUAAAAGAA
Messenger RNA from Erpetoichthys calabaricus (reedfish), 1131 nucleotides. Its product is annotated as putative deoxyribonuclease TATDN3. Gene Ontology annotation, molecular function: hydrolase activity, acting on ester bonds. The transcript has 10 exons. The coding region runs from base 234 to 1046 and encodes 270 amino acids. Lineage: Eukaryota; Metazoa; Chordata; Cladistia; Polypteriformes; Polypteridae. The record is from RefSeq and is a predicted model, not a curated record.